Molecule: messenger RNA, 2872 nt
Organism: Suillus subaureus
Lineage: Eukaryota; Fungi; Basidiomycota; Agaricomycetes; Boletales; Suillaceae
Exons: 17
Coding region: 75-2684 (869 amino acids)
Molecular function (GO): hydrolase activity
Source: RefSeq, a predicted model, not a curated record
UCCUGGUCAGGAUCUUGUAUAUCAUCGUGCUCCGGAUUUCUACGCCUCUUGGCUAUGUAAUAAUCUUACGCAACAUGGAUAUCUCGCAGCAGUGGAUCGUCUCAUCUGUCCGUGCAGUCAUUUAUGCAUCUUUAGCCGUCAUCAAGACCCUCUAUACUCAUGCGAAACGGAAAACAAAAAAGCUAAAGGAUAGAGAUGAGCAACAAGAGGCCACCGAUGACAUUUUCUUUGACGAAGCGUUUCACAUAGUUAAAUCUUUCAUUCUUCUUGGCACAAAGAACACUGUGGAUCUCUCCAAGCAUUGUGAGGUACACACAAAUUCUCGUGUGCCUGCUCCGCCUUGGACCGCUGUUGCCCCUGUGCGCGUUCCGCUGCAAUCAUGCAACCAGGCGGCAGACCUCCUGACACAAUGGUUUAGGCCCGAAGACAUUAAACGUGUCGUUGGAGGUGAAAAGUGGUGGCAAGUUCGUGGUUUAGACGGUAUCGAUGCUGAGUGGAUUGCCGAGAAGUCACACUUGCCCGAAAGCGUUCACAUAGAUGCUGUGAGGAAGUACAGUGAAGAGGAAAAGCUUGUAAUGUCGAUGGAGCAAUUAGAGACUACGAUGCUUUACAUUCAUGGAGGCGGAUACUAUUGGGGGUCUAUCAAUACCCAUCGUUAUCAAGUCAUCAAAUACGCACGUAAAAUUCGGGGGCGUGCGUUUACCGUCAACUAUCGGAAGGCCCCACAAUACCCAUGGCCAUGCCCCCUACACGAUGUCCUCGCAGCUUAUCUUUACUUGAUUCAACCACCUCCCGAGGCUACCCAUAAACCCACUCCUCCUUCGAGAAUUGUCUUCGCUGGUGAUUCGGCAGGUGGUGCAUUAUGUCUCACAAUGCUUACUAUACUGCGGGAUUUGGGUCAACCGUUACCAGCGGGAGCGGUGCUUAUCAGCCCGUGGGUAGAUUUAACACACAGUUUUCCUAGUAUCCAUACGAAUACGGCUACGGAUAUCAUACCUCCUCAUGGAUUCAUGAACAAACCCUCUGUGUUGUGGCCUGUGGAUCUAAUCAAGGAAGGCGGUCGCGUUGCCCGUGCACACUCCAAUACACUGCUGAAGCCGUGUCAUAUGGACACUCCUGGUGCCAAUAAAAAUGUUACAAGAGACACUGCCCAGGUUUCGACUACUGACGCUGGGAAGCAUGGUGAUUUUAAGCCUGUUGGUUCCAAACAAGAAACAUCAAGCAGUUCCGCAUCAAGCGUUCUCCUGAAAUCUCAGGAGAAAGCAGGGCACGGGCGAGGCAGGGACCAGAACAGAAACCCAAGUAAUGCGAUGCCUAUAGAUGACCUUGCUGUGAACAAUAAGCGCGGACCUAGUUCGGAUUCAAUCCCUGAUCUAGAUGACAUCGAUUUUUGGCAGCCCACCCCUCCGAAGGUGCUCAUGAAAAAUCCUCGAGAUGUUCCGCUGGAAUUACGGUCGCAGAUCCAGCACUAUGCUACCACAGAGCAAUUGUCGCAUCCUCUAGUCUCACCUAUUCUUCAAGCUUCCUUAGGUAAUCUCUGCCCGUUGUAUAUUUUGGCAGGCGAUGGAGAAGUGCUUCGCGACAAAAUAAUAUAUCUGGCACAUAAGGCAGCCAAUCCAGCCGAGUACCCUGUACGAGAGGGUGUAAUUAGAGAUGGAUCGAGACAGAAAGAGAAUGCGCAUAAAUUUUCUACGCCCACCAAAGUCCACUCCAAGUAUAUGAUGGUAGGAAUGUGUUAUGUUUUGACAGUCUUCACCUUCACGAGUAGUGCGGACUAUGCUUACCAUUCUAUUGCGAAAUUUGCGAAACAUGUUACCCAACAUUCGGUAGAGCACCUUAACCGAAAUCCGUUCCCCGUUCUGCAGCAAACGCCUGGGCCUGAUGUAUCGUCUUGCGCCAUGAAUGACCGAUCGGGGGACAUACUAAUAAUUCGUGAGCGCGUAGAUAUCCAUGGUCGAGUUCGCUCUAUGGAACCGAAAGAGGAUAUCACAGCUCUACAGCUGAGGCCAUCAGAGAUUGGCAUCAUCAAGGAAGAGACUCUUGUCAAGUGGCUAGAAGGCCAAGAGGAGUGGGACAGGCGUUUCAAGUACCGCGCAACCCAGGUGAUGAAGAAUAGGAAAAAAUAUGAAGGGAAGGCCAACUCGAUGAUUAAGAAUGCGAGGCUACGGGGCCUCCUACUGGCGGGAGAGAAGGAUGAUCUUGUUGACAGGCCAGUAGUUGGGAGACCGAGUGCCGCACGUGGAGUUAUUCAAGAAAAUAGAAGGUGGGGGCCGUUAGACCUGGUGGACGAACAUCCACCACCUACAGCGAUUGCUGCGAGACGAGACACACAAGAAGCGCUUGCUCUGCUUAAGAAGAGCAUUUAUCACACGGCGCCAGCAACCCACGAGACCAUUCCGAGAAUGAAAAUAGUGGACGUUGUCCUCGCCGCUUUAGAUCCCAAUGAUGCCCCAUUCCGACCUCCUAGACAGUCGGUUUCAGAGCAGCAGGUGCGCACCGGUAUGCGAUACAUUCACGGAAUGCGGAUGUGGCAGUCCAUUGUGAGUUACUUUGGGCGUAAGGUUGCUGUGAAAGCUGCGGAGGACACGCGACGCGUAGGAGAUGCACUUAUGGAGACUGGAGAUAAGGCUGCUAAUACUGUGAAGUCGGCCGUAGUAGGUAGUGGAGAGGAGUGCAGGGUUUGAUGAUCGCGUUGAGUAAUUAUUAAAAGUGGACGCUUGAACUCGUCUGUAAAGACUUUCGGAACUACGUAGAAGGACAACACAUGUUCGCCAAACUCGCAUAGAGAGCCGUGUACUGACGUACUGAUGAGGAGGCGUGAGAAUGGUUAGCUUAGGUAAGCGCCAUGUGUUUGCCGCACUUUUAACCCUGC